Morus notabilis is the source of this 5388-nucleotide messenger RNA. RefSeq lists its product as uncharacterized. NCBI's taxonomy places the organism in Eukaryota, Viridiplantae, Streptophyta, Magnoliopsida, Rosales, Moraceae. The transcript has 3 exons. Bases 128 to 5230 code for a protein of 1700 amino acids. The record is from RefSeq and is a predicted model, not a curated record.
UAGCUCAUUCUAAUAUAUAUAAGUUCACUCGUAGUCGUACUGAUAUAUUAUUUUACACACUCUGCUUUUCUCUGCUUCUUAUCUCUCUGAAACGAUCGACCUUGAAUUUGGGAACUCGUGUACGGCAAUGGCGACGCCGAGAGAGCACGUAGAAGAGAUUCGGAGAACCAAGUUCUCCAUCGGAGGCGAACUCAAUCCUCUCACCGAGGAUCUCCACCAGGCCGUCAAGCACCUCUCCGCCGAACUCUACGCUAAGGACGUACACUUUCUCAUGGAGCUCAUCCAGAAUGCUGAAGAUAAUGAGUACAAGGAAGGAGUGGAUCCGUCAUUGGAGUUCGUGAUAACGUCGAAGGACAUAACGGCGACCGGAGCUCCGGCGACGUUGCUGAUAUUCAACAACGAAAGAGGAUUUUCUCCGAAGAAUAUCGACUCAAUUUGUAGCGUUGGACGCUCCACCAAGAAAGGCAACAGGAAACGCGGUUAUAUUGGCGAGAAAGGAAUUGGGUUCAAAAGUGUAUUCUUGAUCACUGCUCGCCCUUACAUAUUCUCCAAUGGAUAUCAGAUCAGGUUCAAUGAAGGGCCUUGCGAGCACUGCAAUGUUGGCUACAUUGUUCCUGAAUGGGUUGAUGCGAAUCCAACGCUAUCUGAAAUCAACCAGAUUUAUGGUUCUGGUGCUGCCCUUCCAACAACUGUACUGAUCCUGCCUCUGAAGCCCGACAAGGUGAAGCCAGUGAAGCAGCAGCUAUCCAGCAUUCACCCUGAAGUCCUCUUGUUUCUGUCCAAGAUCAAGCGACUUUCGGUUAAGGAGGAUAAUGAGGACCCAAGGCUGAAUACUGUAAAUGCGAUAGCAAUAACGAAAGAGACUGAUUUGGUGCAGAGGAAGAAUAUUGAUGCUGAAUCUUUUACUCUCCAUCUAUCCUCGAAAGAAAAUGGAUCCGAUGAAGAGUGCCGCUAUUACAUGUGGAAGCAGAAGUUUCCUGUUCGGAAUGAGUGCCGAGUGGAAAGGAGAAUGGAAGUUGAGGAGUUGGUGAUCACCCUGGCAUUUCCAAAUGUGGAGUUGCUUCAAAGACGGACAAGCUCACCAGGGGUUUAUGCAUUUCUUCCUACAGAGAUGGUAACAAACUUCCCAUUCAUAAUUCAGGCAGAUUUUCUGCUAGCAUCCUCAAGGGAGACCAUUCUCCUCGACAACAAGUGGAACCAGGGAAUCAUUGAAAGCGUGCCAGUUGCCUUUGUAAACGCGUUUAUGUCGCAAGUGAAAAAUGCGCCAGAUUGGAUUUUGCCUGAUGUAUUCAUGCUCCUACCUGUCGACCCCUCUAAUUAUAAAGAGCUCAAUGUUGUGAGGGAGUCCAUUAAAGCGAAGCUGCUCGAAGAAGAAAUUAUUCCGAGUGAGAAGCUGGUGGAGCAGAAGUUCUUCCACAAACCCCGUGAAGUGGGAAGGCUAAUGCCUGAUUUCUGGAGUAUUUUAGAAAAGGCGCAAAAACAAGGGGUGAGCUUGGCUAGUCUGUCUGACCAUGGGAAAUACAUAUUAAGUUCGGCUUUGGACAGAGAAAUGUUUGAUCGCAUACUCAAUUUCCUGGAAGUCCAGCCUGUAGAUGAUGAAUGGUAUGCCAAGUGUAUCCAGGGUUCUAUGCUUGUGGAGGAUGUCUCUGAAGAAGUUUAUUUGGAGCUUUUAUUGUUUGUAGCUGAGAAUUGGGGGUCCAAAUUUUACGGCACCAGAAUGAAACAUAUUCCACUUAUCAAAUAUGAGGAUCGUAACGGGAAUCUCUCUUUAUUCAGCAUAUAUUAUGCUGAGAGUGUGGUUUACAUAUCUCGCCAUCCUCAUCAAAGCUCGUGGCUGAUUGGGUGGAACAAGGAAUUCGGGUCCGUGACCUCAUGCGUUUUUGUGCCGAAAAUCACACAGAGUGCCAUACGGUCAUGUCCGAAAGAGGGGACGCUGUUGAAAUGGCUUCAAGAGCAAGUGAAGGUUGGUGUGGUUGACGUCUAUGAUUAUGCACUUCACCUUUGCAAUUCUUUUCAGAACCAGCGGAGGCUCGUUGUUUCCUAUGUCCACUUUUUAUAUCACUCGCUUUCCAAAAAGAAAUUUCUCUCGGAGAGGCAAGUUGAUUACUUGUGUGGCAUCAUGCCACUCGUGGACAGUUAUGGACAUGUCAUCACUCAUAGAAAUGGCGUUCUCGUCCCCGCCAAUGGAAGCAAAUGGGCAGGAUUGCUUGUUUCUAAUCUGUGGAAAGAAGAAAGCUAUGUCGUGUUAGGUGAAGACUACAUGAAUCCAUUCCGUGUUGCCGAUAAAUUAGUUACCCCACAAAAGGAGCUCUUAAGUUUCCUUACAAGUCAUGCUAAGGCUUUUGAUGUUCCUUAUAUAAAUCCUCCCAACUCUAGGAUCCCUGCUGUUUCCUCACAACUUACCAAGCAUAACGCAAUCUUGCUUUUGGAAUGGAUUCGGCACAUUCGAUCAAAUAACAUCCGGGCCCCAAACAAGUUCAUGACAAGUAUUAAGGAAGGAAGCUGGUUGACGGUUACUCUGACCGGCUAUAGAGUUCCUAGACCUCCUUCUCAGUCAUUCCUGCACAGCUCGACCCACUCCUGGGGGAACCUUCUGCAGAAUGGGUCAGACCUUGCAGAUAUUCCAUUAGUUGACGAGCGUUUUUAUGGCCAUGGGAUAAGGAAGUACAUGGAGGAGCUAAAAUCAGUUGGAGUAAUGUCCGAAUACGCGGAAGCUUGCAAAUUCAUCGGCGAUCGUCUCAUGUCCCUUGCGGCUUCUGGCUCAUUAACCAGAGAGAAUGUAUUUUCCAUAUUGAAAUUCAUCAGAUUUUUGAGGACCAACUGUCUUCCGCCGAAGGAAUUUAUCGAUAGUAUCAAGCAAGGGAAAUGGCUAAGGACCUCAUGGGGUGACAGGUCUCCGGAUGAAUCCGUGUUGUUUGAUGAGAAAUGGAGAACUGCAGAAAAAAUCAGUAAGAUUCCAUUCAUUGAUGAAGAAUACUAUGGCAGGGAAAUCCGUGACUUCGAAGAAGAACUUCAGUUGCUAGGCGUGGUAGUUGGUUUCAGUGGAAUAAGUGGAAGUCACGAGCUCGUUGUUGACUACCUGAAGCCAUCUUCAAGCUUGUCAUCUCUUCCGGCCGAUGCUCUUCUUUUGGUACUACAAUGCAUGCGUCGAAAACCAUCGGAAAAAAUUGUUACAGCGCUGAAGGGUACAAAAUGUUUGAGGACAAAUAGUGGUUUCAAGUCACCCUCUGAAUGUUUCUUGUGUGACCCUGAAUGGGUUUGCCUUCUUCAGGUUUUCAAUGGGAUCCCAUUUGUGGAUACCGCUUUCUAUGAUAAGCGCAUCGUCACUUACAAAAACGAGUUGAAACUUCUGGGAGUAAUGGUGGAUUUCGAGGAAGCGGCUAAGGGAUUUGCUCGUUUUUUUAGGGAACGUGCAUCAAACAACUCCAUUUCUAAAGAGAAUGUCAUAGCUUUUCUCUCAUCUUACAGAGUGCUAAGGAGAGCUGCUCAUAAAUUCCCUGAAGAUGUCAAAAGCUGCAUCCGUGAUGUAAAGUGGCUGCGAACUCGACUUUGUGAUUAUAGGUCUCCAAAGGAUUGCAUUCUCUUUGGUCCUGAUUGGAAAUCCAUCUCUCCGAUUACUCUUCUCCCUUUCAUCGACGACAGUGACAACUACUAUGGCGAGGGCAUCCUUGAGUACAAGAAGGAGCUGAAGAGUAUGGGAGUUGUGGUCGAUUUCAAGGACGGCGUCAAGUUUGUAGCUAGCAGCCUUUAUUUUCAUGAUGUUAGCCGCAUAACUCGUGAAAAUGCACUUUCGUUGAUGGAAUGCAUCCGAAUCUUAUUGGAAGACAAAACUUACACCUUUCCUGAGGAUUUCAACAAAAAGCUUUCUCAAGCAUGGGUGAAGACAUAUUGUGGAUACAGGAGUCCUAAAGAGUGCUUGUUGUUCGAUUCGAUAUGGGGUUUGGAGAAGACUGAUGGAACGUUUAUUGAUGAAGAGUUUUAUGGCUCUAAACUUUCAACUUACAGAGAAGUGCUAACGAAAAUUGGGGUGACUGUUGAUGAAGAGAAAGGAUGUCCAUCAAUUGCCAGGCAACUUGAUUUUCAUUCUGAGUUUGCAACAAUAGUAAGGAUAUAUAAUUACCUAAGUAAAUUCAAUUGGGAGCCUAAAACUGAGAUGGAACGAAGGAUCUGGAUCCCGAAUGGAAAUCAUAAAGGUAAAUGGGUUAGUCCAGAAGAUUGUGUUGUAUCUGACAAGAGUGGACUAUUCAGUUUGCAGCUGACUAUUCUGGACAAAUUCUACAAGCAAAAUCUUUGCUUCUUCUCUGAUGCUUUCAGUGUCAAACACAGUCCUUCCACGGACGAUUAUUGCAGCCUUUGGAAGUCUUGGGAGAGUACAGGGCACGUACUAUCACAUGAUGAGUGCCGCAAGUUCUGGGAAUACAUUACCAAACACUUCAGUGCAAAAACUGAAAGAACUCUUCUUGAUGAGCUGGUGAAAGUUCCUGCCAACUCGGGCUCUGAUGGAAUUGUAUUGUUGAACAAGCAGGAUGUUUUCAUUGCUGAUGACCUUCAACUGAAGGAACUCUUUCAACAGUCUUCCUCUCGCCCCAUUUUUGUCUGGUAUCCUCAGCCAAGCUUGCCUAAUCUCUCCCGCACGAACCUGCUCGAGGUAUUUCAGAAAAUAGGCGUUCGCACCAUCUCAGAAUCAGUGCAAAAGAAACAAGUGUCCAUCUCAAAUGGUAUGCGCCAACAGGUGAUUCCAAGAGAUGACUUGAUUAAGAAAGGUUUGGUCAAGCUUAUCCUCGGCUUUCUAGCUGAUCCCGCGAUCAAAAUGGAUUUCGAAGCGAGGCACAAGGUAGUUAAAGGUCUUCUCAAUCUAACUGUUGUUGAGACGGUUGAACCAAUUGAUGUGAGCUAUGAUCUGUCAUUAUCUUCCGGGGAAGCUUUGAAUGUGAGAGCAAGUCGGAUGGUGCGUUGGGAAAGAGAGAGUUCGAAGCUCUUUACACAAAAGAUGGAUGAGUCUAAAGGACCUGCGAACCGCAUCGAGCGUGCUACAUACUUCUCUGAAGUAGUUGCUGAGGGUGUGUUGUGGGGGAAUGGUGACCAUAUCCAUGAACUCUCUGAGCUGCUCAAGUUGGCCUUUCUACUGGAUUUCAACGAGGAAGCUGUUUCUUUCUUAAUGAAGUCCAAGAAUUUGCAGAUUUUCUUGGAGGACGAGGACUUCCUCUCUUCUGCCUUCCCUUCUGCCUAGGUAUCCUUGGUAACUGUUUGUUCUGAUGUUAGUAUAUGUUUGUUUGGCUCUCAUUUUCUUUUUCUUGUUUUCUCUUUAAGAAUGUGAUUAUGUGAAACUGAGCUAAGUUGUAAGUGGAGUUAGUUGCCGUUUAAUAUAAUGUUUAGUUUCUAUGUUUA